This is a messenger RNA of Peniophora sp. CBMAI 1063, 1461 nucleotides long. The record is from the annotation of a GenBank genome assembly. Lineage: Eukaryota; Fungi; Basidiomycota; Agaricomycetes; Russulales; Peniophoraceae.
AUGCCGUACGUUGACCCCGCCAAUUACCCCACGGAUAUUCCGGAGGGUGGCUGGCAUGCGGACGUUGACGACGCUGACGACUUCCGUCUUCCGUCCGGUCUUGACACAGACCUCUUCCUUUACCGCGCCGAACGUACGGACGGCUCGCUCUUCUGGGUCGUGAAGGAGAAUGCGCGCACGGCUGCGCGCUCACCCACUGCCGAGCAGUUGGCUGCAGCUAUCGGCUUCUCCAAAGAUCGCCUUAUCCGCGCCCUCUGGGCCGAGAUCGGCACCCUCCACGCUCAGCCGCCUCAGCCGCCUCAGCCGCAGGGCCCACAAGGCCCCGCUCAGGCUGCUGCCGCCCGUCCUCAGCAAGUUCGCCUGCCACUGCCGCGUAGCUUCAGCGGAGUGCCCACCAAGGAGGGAGUGUACAACCCGGAGCCGCGUGACUUCACCGUCACCAUCAGCCAUUACGUGUACGCCCAGAGUCAGGAACUCGGCGUGGCCUUCGACGAAGACAGAAAGAUUCGUGUCUUCUCAAGCUUCCUUGAACAAUCCGCGGCCCGCUGGUAUCAUCAGCUGCUCCAGGAGCGGGAGAUCACCUUGCGCAGUGGCCAACCCUACACCGGCCCACUCAACGACACCGACGCCCUGGUCGCGGCCUUCCUGCGCGAAUAUGAGGACGUCAACAUCCGUGCCACAGCCAAGCACAAGAUCCGCACCCUUCAGCAGGACAGCACGGCAGAGGCGCAUGUACGCUUUUUCAAGGAGUAUGCCAUGCUCAGCGGCUAUGGCGAGGAGGCACUCAUCGACUGGUUCAAGUCGAGCCUCAAGGUCGCCUUGAAGGACAAGGUCAACGGGCAGGGCAAGCAGCGUCUGACUACGCUGGAGGGCUGGUAUGAGGAUGCCAUCCUCUUUGACCGGCAAUAUCGGGAGGACCAGCUGGAUCGCGCGCUGGCACGCAAGUCUUCGCAGCCGGCCACCGGCAACACGUCCGCGCGCAACCAGUCCGCCGGCGCGAACAACAAUACCGGUCGGCCCACGGGUGGCUCGCAACAGCAGCAGGCACCGCGUAACGCCAACCAGUGGCAGCCACGCAACGGCAACUGGCGCCCUUGGGGCGCUCCCGCCCAGCAACAGCGCGCACCAGCACCAGCGGCCAAGACUGGCGUGGUCUCCAUGGACAUUGAUGCGGCCAACGCGGCCAUGGCGUGUUACCGCUGUGGUGAGAACCACUUGGCGCGCAACUGCGACACGCCCACGGAGACUAUUCGGCAAAAGUACGGUCGGGAUAGGAUGAUUCCUUUCCCUCCGGGCUAUCGGGCCCGCGCCACCACGUUCGCCAAUGUGGACGACUUCGCCGCCUCGCUGUCUCCGGCUGAUCGGGCCGACUUGGCACGCGUGCUGCAGAGUGGAGGGGAAGCACCGGCUGCUCCCCCAGCUCAAGCGUUGCAGCAGGGUUUUGCCAGCGGCUCGUCGUGA